UGCGUCUAAAUUAAGCAACAUAGUACAAAACUAUUAUCAUUGCAUGUAUUGAUGCAUUUUUCUGUUCACUCUCCACUUUGUUGACAUUUGUGGGAAAUGGCUCUGCGUCCAUAUAUAUUGUGGACUUCAGCUGUAGACUGUCUUAUCUUGUUUCAGCAAAUGUAGCACCCAGUGACAUAAGGACCCCAUUAUUAUUCACAUGAAUACAGGGCACGGUCCAGUCCGAUCGCUCUACAUUCAUCGAAAUGUUUUGGAAAUAUUACAUGACAUGCAAUUAAACCAAUAUACAAUAAAUUCACAUAAGACAUAAUUACCUAAAUUACAUGUCAUAGAAACCUUUCCCAAUGAGAAAAGAUUGCAAAGUUUUCAGUUUCAGUCUAGGUCUUUGUAGAGUAGGCUUGCAUAGUACAGACCAAUAUUAAGAACCGGUAUGUUUUGUUUGAAGAACAAUGAAGCUUAAGAGAAAGUAAAGUGACACCAGAGGGGUAUUCGUCAAUGACCGGUUUUAUCACAUAACCGGGUAAGUUAACCCAGGGUUUUCCGUUCCAAAAUAAACACGGAAUGUUAGGGUGCGUCCCAUUUCUACCCCUUCCCCCUCCCCCUUACCCCUCCCCCUUGGUUUGAAGGGGUAAGGGUGUCCCAAUUCUCAUUUUGGUUAAGGGGUAGGGCGAAGACAAAAGGCUACGUAGCCCUUGAAACGAAGCGAAAACGUAGCUUGAAACGAAGCUAUCCAAGGACCACACUUCAAAGGGAGGGCUUCGAGGAAAAUCCGGCCGAAAAUGCAUUUUUACUAGUUGUUAUCAUUCGGACUCAUGAUGUAAAGUUGACUGUAUAUUCAGCUCGAAGUCAUACACGGACAAUGCGAUCUCUGAGCUCGAUAUAAAACAUGACAUAACGGUAAAUAACCGUUGAACUAUACAAGAUUUUAGCGCUCUCUAGUGGCCAACCGAAAUCGCCAAAUAAACAAACAGCAGCCAUGGUUCAAGCGAAGGACACGCACAAAUGGACACCACAGGAGACCAGACGGCUCAUUAAUUUCAGGGGGACCAGGGACAAUGAGUUCCUAAAAUCGGAAAUGAUCGCCAGAAAACAGUGGGACUGGAGCGCUGGAGAGGUUGUCAUGGAGCAGGGCUACAAGUCAGGGAAUGCAGUACAGAGUGGGGACAUUCCAACCAGACCCCCGGAGAGGGAGCAGUGGGCCAAUAAAGUACAGUACUUUCUGGCAGUGGCUGGAAACAUUGUUGGUCUCGGAAAUGUCUGGAGGUUUCCAUACCUUUGCUACAAAAACGGUGGUGGGGCCUUCUUCAUACCUUACAUCUUGUUUCUGAUCACCUGUGGGAUCCCCCUCUUCUUCCUGGAGACGUCCUUGGGCCAGUACACUAGCCAGGGGGGAAUCACCUGUUGGAAAAAGAUAUGUCCACUAUUUCAAGGCCUAGGCUUCGGUAAUCAAGUGGUGGUCUUGUACACUGGUGUGUACUACAUUGUCAUCCUGGCGUGGGCCAUUCUCUUUCUCUUCUUCUCCUUCCAUGCGGAGCUUCCCUGGGCGACUUGUGGAAACAGUUGGAACACAGAAACCUGUUUUGAGCAUGGUCAUAAUGGAACCUCGGAAGGAGACAUCUUGACGGACACAUCUUCUGUCAUAGAGUUUUGGGAGAGAAGAAUAUUAGGUUUGUCAGGUGGAAUUGAGGAACUUGGCAAUGUGCAUUGGGAUCUUGCCCUUUGUCUACUGCUUGCCUGGGUCAUCUGUUACUUUUGUGUCUGGAAUGGGGUGAAGACGACAGGAAAGAUAGUGUAUUUCACUGCAACUUUUCCGUAUCUGAUGCUGUUUGUGCUGCUGGUUCGCGGCCUGACGUUACCAGGGGCUAAAGACGGGAUCAUCUUCUACCUCUACCCUGACCCGUCCAGACUCAUGGAUCCACAGGUAUGGUUGGAUGCUGGCAGCCAGAUAUUUUAUUCCUAUGGAAUAUGCACUGGUGUUUUGACCGCUUUAGGGAGUUACAACAAUUACAGCAACAACUGCUACAGAGACUGUAUCUAUCUGUGCCUGUUGAACAGCCUCACCAGCUUUGUAGCUGGCUUUGCCAUCUUCUCUGUGCUUGGUUUCAUGGCAUACGAGCAGGGCGUGGAUAUUUCCAUGGUAGCCGAAUCAGGUCCUGGGCUGGUGUUCAUAGCAUACCCCCGUGCAGUGUCCAUGAUGCCUGUACCUCAGCUCUGGGCCGUCUCCUUCUUCAUUAUGAUCAUCUUCCUGGGUUUGGACAGUGAGUUUGUUAACCAAGAGUCUUUGGUGACUGCGUUAUCAGACCUGUAUCCCUCAAUCUUCAGAACUGGUGUUCGGCGUAAACUCCUUUUGCUCGCCCUCUGUGUUGGAAGCUUCCUCAUUGGUCUUUUGAUGGUCACAGAUGGCGGACUGUAUGUUUUUCUGUUAUUUGACCACUAUGCCUGCAGUGGAAUGACACUCCUUUUUUUUGCGAUUCUCCAGUCUGCAUGCGUGGGUUGGGUAUAUGGUUCAGAUCGUCAUUAUGAUAAUAUACAGGAUAUGAUUGGCUACCGGCCCUGGCCUUUCAUGAAAUACUGUUGGCAGUACCUUACUCCAGCGGUCUGCACUUGCACUCUGGUCUUUUCUUUGGUGAAAUAUACGCCUCUGAAGCUUAACAACGAAUAUGAAUACCCCUGGUGGGGCUACGUCAUCGGCGGGUUCUUGACUCUCUCAUCGACCAUGUUGGUUCCGCUCUGGAUGCUCUACGCCUUGACGGUCACUCCUGGCUCACUAAGCGAGAGAGUCACAGCGCUGUGCAUGCCAGCGAAGGACCUACCAUCUCCGCCAACCAAGAAGAAACACGAGGUGUUCCAGACCUUCACAGAGCUACACACACUGCGCACCAAUUCCAGCCGAUCCAACCGCUGAAUCAUACUAGAAAUUAGUGAUACCAUUUUUAACAGACUUUUUUUUUUACAGAUUUUUUUUAUGUUGUGUGUACAAUGGCAAUGCCUUUAUUUUAAAACUGUUGAAUAAAUUGUGAUAUGCUGUUGUGAUAAAGGUUAAA
Molecule: messenger RNA, 3044 nt
Organism: Gadus morhua (Atlantic cod)
Lineage: Eukaryota; Metazoa; Chordata; Actinopteri; Gadiformes; Gadidae
Product: sodium- and chloride-dependent GABA transporter 2
Exons: 16
Coding region: 977-2905 (642 amino acids)
Biological process (GO): nitrogen compound transport; amino acid transport; sodium ion transmembrane transport
Cellular component (GO): plasma membrane; cell projection
Molecular function (GO): gamma-aminobutyric acid:sodium:chloride symporter activity
Source: RefSeq, a predicted model, not a curated record